ACAGCAGCGCUCAGUUCUCCAUAGUCACAGUUAUCGCCCCUGCCUGCCAAAGCUCUGCCAUGGAUCCUCUGAUGCUCCUCCGCGAGUACACAAUCCGGAACGAGCUCGAUCGUAUAUCUCGAGUCGGCGAAGAGUACCGAUUUGGGAAUGAUUACUCCUUUCCCGGGACAAUCGAGACUGGUUACCGUUCGAAGCAGGGGAACCGCUAUACUCUCGAAACCCUAGUCCAUUUCAUCACUAACCCUAACCUCAAGCACACCGACUACAUCCAGCAAGCCCGCUCCAAUCGAAUCCACCCGGUCACUCUCCCAGACCGGAAACCCCUUCUCGAUUACCUCACCGGAAAAAUCUCAUCCUCGGAUUCCAUCGAGUUCAUCAAAUACGACGCGGCUUCUGUUCCCGCGGCCCCAGCCAUCGCCGGCGCUGCAACUGAGAGCAAUGGUAAUGCGUACGUCGAGGGUAAUGUGAUGCCUGAUGCUGGGGUUCUGGAGAACCAAAGCCCUAUUGAAAUGAUUCGAGCGAUGGAGAAGCCGUUGAGGGAUCGGGAGUCAAUUUUGCUGUGCAGGAACCGAGAUUUCUAUACUGUUUUGACUGCGGCAGUGCGGAGGGACGAGGAGAGGCAGAGGGCGGAGGCGUUGCAGAGGAAAGAUGGAUUGGUGGCGAAAAGUCGGUUGGAGAGAGGGAUAGGGUAUGGGGGUGGUGAGGAUAUGGGCUAUGAUGGAGCUACGAAGACGAAAAUGCAUUUGAAGGGAAGUAAGAUUGGGGAGGGAGUGCCGAUUAUUCUGGUUCCUAGUGCGUUUUCCACUUUGAUUACUAUAUACAAUGUGAAAGAGUUUUUGGAGGAUGGAGUGUAUAUCCCUACGGAUGUGAAGUUGAAGCAGAUGAAUGGUCAGAAGCCAGAGUGUGUGACUGUGCAAAAGAAGUUCAGUAGAGAUAGGGUUGUCACAGCCUAUGAGGUCAGGGACAAGCCAUCUGCAUUAAAGACUGAAGACUGGGAUCGAGUGGUGGCUGUUUUUGUGCUGGGGAAGGAGUGGCAGUUCAAAGAUUGGCCUUUUAAGGACCAUGUUGAGAUCUUUAACAAGAUUAUCGGUUUCUACUUGCGUUUUGAGGAUGACAGUGUGGAGUCUGCAAAGACUGUGAAGCAGUGGAAUGUCAAGAUUAUUUCAGUUAGUAAGAACAAGCGGCAUCAGGACAGAGCAGCAGCUCUUGAGGUGUGGGACAAACUUGAGGAAUUUAUGCGGUCUCGGUCACGCUGAGAUGUGUCAAGUUUAUCUAUUCUGGAGGGGGUGAACUUAAACCCGAUGACCAUGACGUGACUUAACUUUGGGUAACGACUGACACUGCGGCCUUUGAGAAAGCAUCAAGAUGCUGGCUGUUGUUACAUCAUAACUCCAAACAAUCCAUGUUUUGCCUUGUGGGUCUGUUUCACGCUCUAGCGUGUGUUUCUUCUUUCUAAAACAUUGUUGGCUGUAGAUGCAAAACAUGUGCAGCGAAAGCUUUGUUCUGAAGAUGCAGAGCUCCAAAGCUAGCUGUGAUUAACAUUGUGCAAUACCAACAGUAGUAGGCAUUGUGCCACUCCUGUUACAGGUAGAUACCAUUGUAGGUUUGUGUCAAAGCAUCGUAUUUAUUUCUCCUUUUUAAAUUUAUGUGCAAUAGCCUCUGUUCCCGAGUUUAGUGCAUUUUCUGUACAUAGCAAUUUUGUUCUCUCGGAUUGUAAUCAUGGUGGUCUUGUGUUUAAGGAUUAUACUGUUUGUUUGGCAUCCAUUUAUGUAACUUCCCAAAUUCAUUUCC
Ipomoea nil (Japanese morning glory) is the source of this 1791-nucleotide messenger RNA. RefSeq names its product protein CDC73 homolog. The record is from RefSeq and is a predicted model, not a curated record. The coding region runs from base 60 to 1256 and encodes 398 amino acids. NCBI's taxonomy places the organism in Eukaryota, Viridiplantae, Streptophyta, Magnoliopsida, Solanales, Convolvulaceae. Gene Ontology annotation, biological process: positive regulation of transcription elongation by RNA polymerase II; transcription elongation by RNA polymerase II. Gene Ontology annotation, molecular function: RNA polymerase II complex binding. Gene Ontology annotation, cellular component: Cdc73/Paf1 complex. The transcript is spliced from 4 exons.